GGGAACACUUUCCAUGGGAAUGAGAGAACGUCCUUACGAUUUGAGGGGUCAAAACAAGGCAACGCCUGCAGGCUGGUGGUGAAGAACUUCAGUACACAGGAUGAGGGGACCUAUUUCUGCAUCACCAGCAUCAACAACAUGUUGCACUUCAGCUCUGGACAACCCGCCUUCUUACCAGUCACUACAACAAAAGCAGCAUCCACCACACCCACUGCCACCAGCCACAGCAGCCAGCUCACCAGCAAGGACAUCUCCCGGCACAGCCCGCAUCCAGGAACAAGCAAGGAGAACACACUGAAUUCCAUUUGUGAAGUUUUCCUCUGGGUUCGAGUGGCUGGCACCUGCCUCCUGCUCCUCACUGCCAUAACCAUCACCAUCGCGCUCUGCCAAAGGACCAAGCUCACCGUAAGCAAGCAGUGCUGCGUGGCUGCUCAGCAGAAGCCACACAGGCGUCCUCCUCAAGCACCGCACUGACACCAGCAGCAACACAGACAGCUGC
Molecule: messenger RNA, 499 nt
Organism: Numida meleagris (helmeted guineafowl)
Lineage: Eukaryota; Metazoa; Chordata; Aves; Galliformes; Numididae
Product: T-cell surface glycoprotein CD8 alpha chain-like
Exons: 4
Source: RefSeq, a predicted model, not a curated record